UUGCCUUUCCAUCAAAAUUGUGUUGCGAGUACGAAAGGUCUUACAAAUGUUGUUUAUUACUUUUAGAUAUAUAAUGGAAGGAUAAAUCAUGAAUUAUAAGUGGUUUAUUAACAUUUAAUUAGUACAUUACAACUAAAAAAUUACCUGUUAGCAUUUAUAUUAGUAAAAAUUUGUAACACAAUUUUGCAAUAAGAUGGAUGAGACAGUGGUUUUAGUUUUGCUUGUUUUGGUGAUGUUGGUGGGUUCUUAUGUUGCUGGAAGUAUUCCACUUAAUGUUAGCAUGUCAGAGGACAAGCUACAAAAAGUGACAGUUUUUGGUGCAGGAUUAUUAGUGGGUACAGCACUAGCAGUUAUAAUUCCAGAGGGAGUGCGGGCGCUGUUCUCCGAGAGAGUUGCACUUGUCACUAAGGAUUACACACCAGAGCCUGCCACACAUAGCGACUUGCAUUCUGUUAUUGGCAUAUCAUUAGUUUUAGGUUUCGUUUUUAUGCUGUUGGUCGACCAGCUGUCUUCACGAUAUAAUGACACCACAAAUCCGACUGAAAAGAACAUUACAGCAACAGUUGGAUUGGUUGUCCAUGCCGCUGCUGACGGCAUAGCGUUGGGCGCGGCUGCUACCACGUCACAUGCGGACGUGGAACUUAUCGUAUUCCUGGCCAUUAUGCUGCACAAGGCACCUGCCGCCUUCGGACUCGUCACAUUCCUUAUGCACGCGGGACUUGAGAGGAAUCGGAUACGUAAGCAUUUGCUGAUCUUUUCCUGUUCAGCUCCGCUGCUGGCGUUGCUCACAUACUUUGGUAUUGGUAACGAGAGCAAGCAGACGUUGAAUGAUUUUAAUGCUACAGGUAUAGCGAUGUUAUUCUCAGCGGGUACAUUCCUGUAUGUAGCGACUGUGCACGUGUUGCCGGAGCUGACACACACGCAUGCGCACACACAUACACUCCUGCCCAUGCAAGAUGGCGUACCUCCAAAGAAAGGCUACGGCGGUCUACAGCUCUGCGAAGUUCUCAUCCUCGCCAUCGGCGCGAUGCUCCCCGUCAUACUCACAAUGGGACAUGAACAUUAAUGCAAAGGUAAUAACGUUCAAAUUACAAUAACUGGCAUGUUUACAAAACUUUUAAUUUUAGCGACAUCUAUGGCACUUUUUUAAUACCUAUGAAAGUAAUAUGUGGUAGCUAUUUUUAUUUUGUUUUUAACUUGAAGCAAAUUAUUUAAUUGCUUAAAAUCUUCUAAUACAAUGCUAUCUGAUGGUGAAUUAAAAUCAAAUUAAAAAAAACUUUUUUUUUUUGCGCUAUUAUAUUGACUCUCCCAUAUGUUUGAUUUUUUUCUUUGGGCGAUCCAAAUCAGUAAUAAUAAAUUAACGUAAACCAAUUUUCUUCGAGCAUUUUUUGAGACCUAAUAACAAUUUGAAAUGGAAUGAGAAAAAAAUGUAAUAUUGUUAAAAAAUUUGAGUUUUAUUUUAAGAAAAAAAAUCUUAAAUCUUUUAUGAGAACAAAUUUUUUAAUACGCGAUCUCAAUCAGAAUAUACCGGCGAAUAACAAAUUAGUAGUUUCGGCGUCUAUUCAAUGCAAACAAAUCAAAUCUUUCUUCCUUAUAAUAAUAGUAUAAAAAGUUUGUAUGAUAUUUGUAUGACUGCCGAAACAUUCAUACAAAAAUAUUGGUAGAAUUUUAUUUAAGAUAUGGUUGCAAUAAUUUUAUGUAUA
Messenger RNA from Papilio xuthus (Asian swallowtail), 1703 nucleotides. RefSeq names its product Zinc/iron regulated transporter-related protein 102B (gene Zip102B). Gene Ontology annotation, molecular function: metal ion transmembrane transporter activity. Gene Ontology annotation, cellular component: membrane. Lineage: Eukaryota; Metazoa; Arthropoda; Insecta; Lepidoptera; Papilionidae. The coding region runs from base 194 to 1066 and encodes 290 amino acids. Gene Ontology annotation, biological process: transmembrane transport; zinc ion transport. The record is from RefSeq and is a predicted model, not a curated record. The transcript is spliced from 6 exons.